AUGCUGCCCGGCGUGGGGGUGUUCGGCACCGGCGGCACCGCCCGGCUCCUGGUGCCCCUGCUGCGGGCCGAGGGCUUCUCCGUCGAGGCCCUGUGGGGCAAGACUGAGGAGGAGGCCAAGCAGCUGGCGGAGGAGCUGGACAUCGCCUUCCACACCAGCCGCACCGACGACCUGCUGCUGCGCCAGGAGGUGGACUUGGUCUGCAUCAGCAUCCCGCCGCCCCUCACCCGCCAGAUCGCCAUGAAGGCCCUAGGCAUCGGCAAGAACGUGGUGUGCGAGAAGGCCGCCAGCUCCGCCGACGCGCUGCGCAUGGUGCGCGCCGCCCGCUACUACCCGCAGCUGAUGAGCAUCGUGGGCAACGCCCUGCGCUUCCUGCCGGCCUUCGUCCGCAUGCGGCAGCUGAUCGCCGCCGGCUACGUGGGCGCCGUGCUGGUGUGCGACGCCCGCGUCUGCGGCGCCAGCCUGCUCAGCGCCACCUACAGCUGGCUCUGCGACGAGCUGAUGGGCGGCGGCGGCCUGCACACCGUCGGCACCUACAUCAUCGACCUCCUCACCCACCUGGUGGGCCGGCGAGCCGAGAAGGUGCACGGCCUGCUCAAGACCUUCGUCAAGCAGACGGCGGCCAUCGGCGGCAUCCGCCACGUCACCAGCGACGACUUCUGCUUCUUCCAGAUGCUGAUGGGGGAGGGGGUGUGCUGCACCGUCACCCUCAACUUCAACAUGCCCGGCUCCUUCCUCCACGAGGUGAUGGUGGUGGGCUCGGCCGGCCGCCUGGUGGCCCGCGGCACCGACCUCUACGGCCAGCAGAACUCCGCCCCGCGGGAGGAGCUGCUCUUCGCCGACCCCCUGCCCGUCCAGCAGGGGCUGCCGGAGGAGGGCUUCCGGGAGGUGCCGCUGCUGUACCUCAAGGGCAUGGCGUACAUGGUGCAAGCCCUGCGGCGCUCCUUCCAGGAGCAGGGCGACCGCCGCGCCUGGGACCGCAAGCCGGUCUCCAUGGCGGCCUCCUUCGAGGACGGCCUCUACAUGCAGAGCGUGGUGGAGGCCAUCAAGAAGUCCAGCAGGUCGGGGGAGUGGGAGGCCGUGCAGGUGAUGACGGAGGAGCCAGACCCCAACCAGAACCUCUGCGAGGCCCUGCAGAGGAACAACUUCUGAGCCUCCCCGCUGUGGCUCCAGCCCAGGGCACCG
Molecule: messenger RNA, 1185 nt
Organism: Dryobates pubescens (Downy woodpecker)
Lineage: Eukaryota; Metazoa; Chordata; Aves; Piciformes; Picidae
Gene: GFOD2
Product: glucose-fructose oxidoreductase domain containing 2
Exons: 2
Coding region: 1-1152 (383 amino acids)
Biological process (GO): extracellular matrix organization
Cellular component (GO): extracellular matrix
Molecular function (GO): nucleotide binding
Source: RefSeq, a predicted model, not a curated record